This is a messenger RNA of Exophiala spinifera, 834 nucleotides long. RefSeq lists its product as uncharacterized. The record is from RefSeq and is a predicted model, not a curated record. Gene Ontology annotation, molecular function: glutathione transferase activity. NCBI's taxonomy places the organism in Eukaryota, Fungi, Ascomycota, Eurotiomycetes, Chaetothyriales, Herpotrichiellaceae. Gene Ontology annotation, cellular component: cytoplasm. Bases 1 to 834 code for a protein of 277 amino acids. The transcript has 2 exons.
AUGGGCUCAUCUCAUCCCGACGCUGACAUCUACCCAGAGGCCACUGGCUCCGCUGCACACAUCGUCGCCGAACACCAGAAAGAUGCCCCGAUAACUCUUUACUCCGGCUGGUUCUGUCCAUUUGUCCAAAGAACAUGGAUAACACUCGAGGAGAAAAAGAUUCCGUACAAGUACGUAGAGAUCAACCCAUACAACAAGGAGCCAAGCUUCCUCAAACUCAAUCCACGAGGGUUGGUUCCGACUCUGGGGGCCCCUACCAAGGACGGCUCGGUAAAGCCCCUCAUAGAGUCUAACAUCAUCUCGGAAUAUCUCGACUGGGCAUACCCGAAGUCAGGACCAAAGCUGUUCCCGGAAGACCCUUUCGAAAAUGCGCAUAUGAAGAUCUGGGUUGACCAUGUCACCACCAGAAUUCUUCCAGCCUACCACAGAUUUCUGCAAUGGACCGAGAAAAGUCCUUACAGCCUCGAAAAGGCAAAGACUGAGUUCUUGGGAUCCUUGAAGACCUGGAUUCAGCAGGCGGAUCCUGAGGGACCCUACUUUCUGGGCAAGGACAUCAGUUAUGCCGAUGUCGCUCUAGCGCCAUGGGCUCUGCGCUUGUGGGUGUUUGACCAUUUCAAAGGGGGAUCCGGUAUUCCUGAGGUCGGCCAGGCCAGUGAGGACCAGUCGGCAUGGGAUCGUUGGCAUAAAUGGGUUGCCGCGAUCCAAUCAAGGAAGUCGGUAACGGAAACUCUUAGCGACCGUGAGCAUUAUCUGCCCAUCUAUCAACGAUAUGCGGAGGAUCGAGCUCAAUCGGAGAUGGCGAAGGCCACACGAGAAGGGAAGGGUGUGCCAUAA